Morus notabilis is the source of this 1533-nucleotide messenger RNA. Its product is annotated as UDP-N-acetylmuramoylalanine--D-glutamate ligase. Lineage: Eukaryota; Viridiplantae; Streptophyta; Magnoliopsida; Rosales; Moraceae. The record is from RefSeq and is a predicted model, not a curated record. Gene Ontology annotation, biological process: cell division; regulation of cell shape. Gene Ontology annotation, cellular component: cytoplasm. The coding region runs from base 1 to 1533 and encodes 510 amino acids. The transcript has 15 exons. Gene Ontology annotation, molecular function: glutamine synthetase activity; ATP binding; UDP-N-acetylmuramoylalanine-D-glutamate ligase activity.
AUGUCGCUGCUUUCGGAUCUCGUGAACCUCAAUCUCUCAGACACCACCGAGAAGAUCAUCGCGAGAUCGGCGGAUCUGACUCUUCUUGGACCAGUUAGUGAUCCUUCAAAGCUUCCCAAGUGGAACUAUGAUGGUUCCAGCACAGGCAAGCGCCUGGAGAUGACUCUUCCUAGAGAAGACAGUGAUUCUGUUUCUGUGGGAAAGUCUGGAAGAGCUGCAGUGAGGCUUGCCCUGGCCAGAGGAGCUUCUGUUGUGGCAAUUGACCAGACUAAGAAUUUGGGAUUAUUAGAGGAAGAUCCUCUUUUUGAGAGGCACAAUGGUGAUUUGAGAACAAUCCUGGGACAUUUUGAUGGGGAGCUACUUCAUAGUGUUGACAGGUCUUUGGGGCAGUUUGGAAAGCAGGUAAUGUCCGAGUUGGAUUUUGCUGCAGAAAUUCUUCCCAAAGGCAACAAGAUUUUGGCGGUCACAGGAACCAAUGGAAAAUCUACUGUUGUUACUUUUGCUGGACAGAUGCUUUGCCAACUCGGUGUUGAGACGUUUGUAGGGGGCAACCUUUGGAAUCCACUGUCCGAAGCUGCUUUCCAAUGUUUGGAAUCAACUUCUUUAGGAAACAAGUUUCAGGUUGCAGUGGUCGAAGUUAGUAGUUACCAGAUGGAAAUUGCCAACAAGUACUUCUGCCCUUCAGUUGCUGUGGUGCUAAACCUUACACCUGAUCAUUUGGACAGGCAUGGCACAAUGAGAAAUUAUGCAAUGACUAAAUGCCGAAUAUUUUCUCACAUGACUGAUGCAAAGUUGGCUAUUCUUCCUUUGGGUAACCAGCACUUGAAUGAAGCAAUUUGCCAGUACAUGAAUGAAGUUAAUCGUGCUUGGAUAGGAACCUUUCCAGGUGUAGAAAUUGAUAUGGAGGCAAAAAUUGCCAGAUUGGAAGUACCUUCAUUAGAGAUUGUUUCUCAACUAAAGUUAGACGCAAUGAAAGUGAUGGGGACCCACAACUAUCAUAAUGCCGCUGUUGCUGCAUUAUCUAUUGCCGGACUGGGAGUUGGAUUUGAUGUCAAAUCCCUUGGCUCAACAAUUGGAAUCUUAAGGGUGCCCCUUCACCGGAUGCAAAUUGUAUGCAAGGAUAGCAAUGGGGUCACAUGGGUGGACGACAGCAAGGCAACUAAUGUUGAUGCGACAUACACAGGACUAAUGGGUCUCAAGGGGCAAAAGUCUCUGAUUUUACUUGGUGGUAUUGCAAAGGAUUUAGAUGGAGAAGGUUCUAACGGUUUUGAGCAGUUGGUGGAGCCACUUAACUAUCACAGAUGUGUGAUUACCUUUCGGUCUUCAGGAACGGUGAUUCAGAGGACAUUGUUUGAGCAUGGUCUUCAAAUCCCCUGUAUUAAAGCUACAAAUAUGGCAGAAGCCAUCAGCCGUGCAAGACGGAUGGCAAAGCAUGGAGAUGACAUUGUACUCAGUCCAGGUUGCGCGAGCUUUGAUGAGUUCAGAAACUUCGAGCACAGAGGGAUGGUUUUUCAGGAACUUGCCUUUUCAUGA